Syngnathus typhle (broad-nosed pipefish) is the source of this 1677-nucleotide messenger RNA. RefSeq names its product fatty acid hydroxylase domain containing 2 (gene faxdc2). Gene Ontology annotation, biological process: sterol biosynthetic process. NCBI's taxonomy places the organism in Eukaryota, Metazoa, Chordata, Actinopteri, Syngnathiformes, Syngnathidae. The transcript has 8 exons. Gene Ontology annotation, molecular function: C-4 methylsterol oxidase activity; iron ion binding. The coding region runs from base 444 to 1238 and encodes 264 amino acids. The record is from RefSeq and is a predicted model, not a curated record.
UGCUGCCCAGGCUGUGACGCACAACACUGCGCAGGAUAAACACGCUAUUCAGGUGAGCUACUUCAACCUGGCCUCACUUUUUCGCUUUUAAAACACUGAAGAUAUUAUAAAUACAGUGCACUUUGAUGAUCUAUAGAGGAUCACUUAUUUUUUUUUUUUAAGUUUGAGAAAGUCUCAAAUAGACCAUUUCUAAUUAUUUAUUGGUGUUCACAGUCAUGAGGGAAGCACCAACACGCAGCAGCAGACAGGAGUCGUCGGGAGGACUGUGGGAUUCCGUGAAGAAAGCCGCCGUCGUCAUCGGGUCCGGAGUUCUGUUCUUGGCCGCGUUCGAAUUAUGACCAUUGUGGUCUAACAAAGUUUUGGCUCUCUGCUGCAGGCAUCUUCAAAAGUUUUGGGGAGCUUCAGGAGACUUUUGGCAGGAUUUGUGGACCAAACUCUACGUGAUGUUUGAGGGCCACAAUGAGGCUUUAUUCUACAUGGGCACGAUGCUAGUGCCCGUUGUGGUGUUCUGGGGCUUCAACGCUGCGCUACUAGUGGCGGACAUCACCGGGAGGCCAUCCUUCAUCACCCGCUACCGCAUCCAAGCCGACAAGAACAACCCGGUGGAGCCGGAGAAGCUGCGUCACGCUUUGAAGACGGUACUGUUCAACCAACUGUUCAUCUCCGCGCCCACCGUGGUGGCUGCUUACCGCUUAAGCGGCUGGAGAGGAGACCCCUGCGGCCCUCAGCUGCCGACCUUCCACUGGGCCCUCGCCGAGCUCAGCGUCUUCUCCAUCCUGGAGGAGGUUCUCUUUUACUACUCGCAUAGGCUGUUCCACCUUCCCAACCUUUACAAGCGUUUCCACAAGCAGCACCACGAAUGGACCGCUCCGAUCGGCCUGGUCGCCACCUACGCUCAUCCCCUGGAGCAUACGUUCUCCAACCUGCUGCCGGUGGUGAUCGGGCCGGUACUGCUGGGCUCGCACGUUUCCACUACGUGCAUGUGGUACUGUCUGGCGCUGGUUAGUACCACCAUCUCCCACUGCGGGUACCACCUGCCUUUCCUGCCCUCGCCAGAAUUCCACGACUUUCACCAUCUCAGAUUCAACCAGUGUUUUGGUGUGUUUGGUGUGCUGGACCGCCUGCACGGCACCGACAGCAAGUUCCGGCAGAGCAAGCAGUAUGAACGGCACACUUUGCUCACCGGGCUCACCCCGCUCAGUGAAAGCAUCCCCGACACCCCCAAGAAGGGCCAGUGACUGCUCAGUUUGAUUUGAUCACCUUUUAAAACCUGUUGAUCAGUUUUAAAAUCCCCUUAUUUUUUUAAUUGUCUUUGCACGAAGAUUGUUUUUACUGACUGAGGUUCAUUCAGUAUGGUUCUGGUAACUUUCUGUGAAACGGUGAGCCCUAGUGGCUGCGAGAGGAACUACACGAGGGGAAAAAUACCUUGUGACGUUGCACAAUUCUACAAUUAUAAGCAAAUUAGGGAGGAAGAUAAUCACUUGUAGCACACCACUAAAAUGUUUGAGACAUUUGAUCAUCAAAACUGCCCGACUUUGAUCGAAAGAGGUGGAACAAGACUUGCGCCAGCGUGUGCAUGUUUGAACAGGAUGAAAUUGAACUUUUAUGAACUUUGUAUACUUGCUGCUCUUUUUUUUGUGAUGACAAAUCUCGAAAUAAAUGUUUACUUUGGCACAA